Messenger RNA from Paramecium tetraurelia, 1143 nucleotides. RefSeq lists its product as uncharacterized. The transcript is spliced from 6 exons. Lineage: Eukaryota; Ciliophora; Oligohymenophorea; Peniculida; Parameciidae. The record is from RefSeq and is a predicted model, not a curated record.
AUGAGUAAAAAAUAUAAAGACAUAAGGGCAAACUUUGUUUUUGAAGUUGCUCCUAAAAGUACUCACUAAUCAAGCGAUGAAUAGGCUAUGACAAUAAAACAAUCAGACCCAAUAAAAAUUGAUAAUCAGGAAUAGGAUGUGCAGGGAAUGAGUUAAUAACGAUAAUAAAAUUUUGAUGAGGAAAAGUUGAAAUCGUAUUAGAAAAUGUUUGAAAUGUGUCAACAAUUAUAUAAUGACAAAGCUUAAUUAAUAGAUUCGAUUAAUAAUAGAAAUAAAUAUUAGAACUAGAGAGACAAAUUAAUGGAUAUGAGAAUUUGCAAGCAAAUUAUGAAAAGGAAGGAAUAAUAACAAUAUAUUUAAGAGAUUGAAACAUUGACAUGUCAGUUAUAAGUAGUGAUGGACUAAAGAUAGGAUAUAAAUUAGAUAUAAAAUAAUUAGGAUGAGACCUAUGAAUAAUUAAUGAAUUUCAUCUAUAAGGAAAAUCUUUCUGAGUUGAUAAAUGAUUUGGAUAAAAAAUAUGUAAAUUGUUGUUUUGAUGGUUUAGUUAAUUAACUAAUAUAAAUCUACUAGAUCCAUAUUUAAGACAAUAUUUAAAUAAUUUAUGAUUUAUAAAGUAAAAUUUAAGACCUUACUUAUAAUCCUUUCAGAAUAACUACUCCUAAGAGUGUAUUAAGCGACACUUUAAAAUAGAGUAAGAUGAGCAAUAGUGCAAGCAAUUUCCAUAAAACUAGUAGUAAUAAUAAUGUUGACAAGGAGGAAUUGUAACAAAAGAUUGCUUCUUUAAAGCGUUAAGGAAAGCAGAUAAAUUAAAAAUGGCAAGAGUUUUGUGAAAAUAUUCUAAGAGAAAGGAAUGAAGUAAUAAAAUACCACAAGAAAUAAAUUGAAUCAAUUAAUGAGUAGAAUAUUGAAUUAAAGAAGACUAUCUCUGAAAUUAUACAAUAUUUGGGAUAGAAUUAAUAAGACUUAUGGAUUCAAAUGUUAGAUAUUAAAUAAAAAAUACAAUUUAAGGUUAUUGAUUUGAGUAGAAGCGACAAUGUCAAUAAACUAUUGGUGGAAGCUGAACUUAAACAAUUAUUCUCAAUAUAGGCGUAAUUAAGAAGUCAAUUAAAUCGUAAUAGACCGUUAAGAAAAGAUUUAUAAUGA